AUGGAUGAUACCAUUGUUUCAGGCCACUUGGUAACGCUGGGUGUCGUGGAUAGCAUGAAGUCACGUAGCAGGGCGGCGGUCAAAGUGGAAGUUAAUCUUGGAGGCCCCGCCCUCGUCACCUGCCGGUCGUCCCAGAAGUGGAUGACGUGGCAGCGGCGUCGCUGCGGGCGUUAUCGGCAGGCAGCUUCUUCGGGCUUAUCUCCCCUGGCGUCGCCCGCGUUUGCGACGUUGAAGCCACUUGCUGGCACCGCGCUCGAGUGUGAGAUGGAGCAAGGAAAAAAUCAUGACGUCAACCCGAAGUUGACAGCAAAUCCACUUUCGCUGCUGGUUUUCUGGUGGCUGAAAGAUCUCUUCUGGAAGGGCACCAAGAAGGAUUUGGACUACUCCGACCUGUAUGACACGCUGCCUGUCCACAAGUCCAUAGUGCUGGGACACAAACUUGAACGGGUGAUGGGCCCGGUGCUGCUGAAGCUGCUGGUGCAGCACUUCGGGCCCGACGCGACCAGCUCGUGGGGGGAGGCGAGCCGCCACGCGGCGGGGCUGGUGCUGUGCGGGCUGACGGCCGCCGUGCUGGGGCACCACUGCAACUGCGGCAACCUGGCCCUGGGCAUGGCGGUGCGGGCGGCCUGCUGCUCGCUCGUCUACAGGAAGACUCUCCACGUCAGCAAGACGGCGCUGGGCCAGACGACGAGCGUGCAGCUGGUGGAAGUGCUGUCCUCGGACCUGAAGCGCUUCGAGCAGUCGACCUUCUUCCUGCACUACGUGUGGAUCGCGCCGGUGCAGGCGGCAGUCGUGGCCGCCAUCGCCUGGCGGUCCGUCGGAGCCUCGGCUCUGAUCGGCGUCGGCGCCAUCUUCCUGCAGACCGUCCCCGUACAGAUUAUGAUAAGCAAGUGCACAGCUGGGCUACGCAGAAAAAUCACGUCCCAGACUGGCGAGAGGGUUGGGCUGAUAAAAGACGUCAUCAACGGCAUGCAGUCCAUCAAGAUACUGGCCUGGGAGACACACAUAGAGAAGCUGAUCGACUUGGCCAGAAGGAGAGAGACGGACCUCAUGCUGAAGGCCUCCCACCUGCGGGGUCUCGCCGUGUCCUUCAUAGUGCUGCCCGAGCGCGUGGCGCUGUUCCUGACGCUGGGCGCCUACGUGCUGCUGGGCAACCACGACAUCACGGCCGACAAGGUUUUCUCCAUCGCAGCUUUCUACCACAUUCUCAACAGAAAUAUGGCAAUUCGAUUUCCAAACGCGGUGCAAAUAGCGUCGGAAACUAUGAAUUCAAUCAAAAGAAUACAGAAAUAUUUACUGGAAAAAGAAUUUGAAUCCAAGGCCACAUGUGCAAGCAGACACGGAACUGUGCACGGCGAGAAAGCAGACGUGACGUUAGUCGACGCUACGGCCAGGUGGACUUCAAGCGCGAUAUGCGAGACAAUAUUCAAGAUAUCCUUGAGCGUGAAGCAUGGGAAACUAUGCGCUGUGAUUGGUCCUCCUGGUUCUGGGAAGAGCUCGCUGCUGCAAGCCGUGCUGGGGGAGCUGCCCCUAUCGAGCGGCGCGGCGGCGGUCGGCGGGGACAUCUCGUACGCCUCGCAGGAGCCGUGGUUGUUCGUGGGCUCGGUGCGCCAGAACAUCCUGCUGGGCCGGCCCUACGAGCCCAGGAGGUACAAGGAGGUCGUCAGAGUGUGUGCACUGCAGAGGGACUUCGAGCUGCUGCCCGACGGCGACAAGACCAUCAUCGGCGAGAAGGGCGCGUCUCUGGGCCCGGGGCAGAGGGCGAGGAUCAACCUGGCGAGAGCAGUUUACCGCAAGUCAGACAUAUACUUGCUUGACGAUCCCCUGUCGACCAUAGACAGUCAUAUCGGUCAGCACAUACUUGAAGACUGUAUAUAUUCAUACCUACAUAAGAAGACGAGGAUAAUCGUCACCAGUCAGCUUCAGUGCGUGGAAAGAGCUGAUCAUAUCGUGGUGAUGAACAACGGGCAGAUUGAGAUUCAAGGAACUUAUCAAGAGCUUCAAGCCAGCAAGCUCAACUUUGAGACUAUUUUAACCAAAAACGAAGUAGAGGUGGAAGAACACAUUCACGAUUCCUUAACGAGAGAAAUAUCUUACAUUUCCACUCAGAGCAGCGCGGGCGGCGAUGAAGACGAAGAGGCGGACGUCGCGGGAGGCGGCGAGGCCUCGGAGUCCCCGUUCCUCGGCGACAGGGCGGCGGCGGCGCGCGCCGGCUGGCUGCGGUCCGGGGGCGGAGCCGCUCGCCUCGCGGGGCUGGCGCUGCUGCUGCUGCUGUGCCAGGCCGCCGCCUCGGGCUCCGACUACUGGGUCGCCUUCUGGACCAAGCAGGAGGAGGUGAGAGGCCUGUACGAGGAGUUCCGCCCCGACGACGCCAACAGCUCCCUGGCGGGAGGGCGGUUGGAGGCGGCGGGAGCCGCACCGCCGCCGGACCUCUCCCGCGACCUGGCCAACGGCACGGGCAGCUCCUUCUCUCAGCCGCCGCCGGGCCGGGAGGCGCUGCUGUGCGUGUUCGCAAGCUGCGUGGCGGCCACGGCGCUGCUGACGGCGGGCAGGUCUCUGCUGCUGGGCGCAGCCUGCGUGGCAGCGGCCCGACGGCUGCACGCGGACCUGUGUCGCGCGCUGCUGCGGGCUCCGCUGGGCUUCUUCCGCCGCGUGCCGCCAGCAUUUGGCUGCGAGUAA
Molecule: messenger RNA, 2679 nt
Organism: Bacillus rossius redtenbacheri
Lineage: Eukaryota; Metazoa; Arthropoda; Insecta; Phasmatodea; Bacillidae
Product: ATP-binding cassette sub-family C member 4-like
Exons: 16
Coding region: 1-2679 (892 amino acids)
Biological process (GO): transmembrane transport
Cellular component (GO): membrane
Molecular function (GO): ATP hydrolysis activity; ATP binding; ABC-type transporter activity
Source: RefSeq, a predicted model, not a curated record